Molecule: messenger RNA, 704 nt
Organism: Moneuplotes crassus
Lineage: Eukaryota; Ciliophora; Spirotrichea; Euplotida; Euplotidae
Source: the annotation of a GenBank genome assembly
AUAUUAUUUCCCGAAGGGUGAUGUCAUGUGGCAUACCUUUAAGCUGUAGAUUUACAACUUUGAGAAAUUAUCAUGUGCUGGUCAAGAAAACUCCAAGUAGAGCAUCCAACCAGCUUUGGAAGAUGCAGAGUCUGAAUACAACUCUUGGAAAGAACUUUAGUACUUGGAUAGCAUUAAGGAAUCCCAGAGGAUUUUUGAGAAGGAUUAAAAGACUUAUUCUUAAGAGAAUAGUCGUAUUUAGGCUCAUAUUUUACGGAAGUCUCAUUCUUGGAGUCUCUACUAUUGUUAAUGUAUCCAAAAAUGAAGAUAUUGAGAGAUCAAUCUCUCCAUCUUACUUCUUAGAACACACUCCAAAACCAGGAGAGAGGUACAAACUCUCCGGAGUUAUUGUCAAAGACUCGAUCGAAAUGAAGAAGGGGACACAAGACAAUAAAUUCAGAGUUACUGACUAUAAAAACUCUAUUAGUGUUUUAUUCAAAGGAACAUUCCCUCAGACAUUCAGGGAAGGAGAUAUGUGUUACCUUGGAGGUUUUCUAGCAGAUCCUGAGGACCCAACUCUCUUCAUCGCCACUAGUGUCCAAGCCAACCACGAAAUCUCAGUUGAUAAAUACAUUGGUGAUAGCAACGUUGACAGGUUCGCAAGUCUUAAUAUGAUUGAGCCAACUGCAGAUUUCGAAUAUGCUAAAAUUUCUGAACUAAGAUAA